AUGACUAUUGUAAAUCCUCAUGCUGAAACGGCUCAAAAGGCCCUGACUCUCUUAAAAGAACUAUCUAGUACUUUGGAAGGCUGGGAAUUUAGCGAGGAGAAAGAUGGCGUCAAGCUAUACCACAAGACGGAUGACUCGAACCCUAUUGCCAUUGUUCGUGGUGAAACAGAUCUGGAAGGCCAUGAAUUCACCACUCAGCAAGUCGCUUCUGUAGCUACCUUGCCCGGUUGUAGAAAAAUUUGGGACGAUAAGUUUGAUACAUCCGAGAUCAAGGAAAUGUACAGUAGAAGCGAGUCUCUGUUCUGGAGCAAGCUCAGAGCACCAUGGCCUGUUUACCCCCGUGAUAUCGCUGGUACCUCUCUCCGUGAGAUAUCAGACAACGAAUGCUGUGUUGUGAUGGCUUCAGUUGAGGAUGAAAAUGUGCCUGAAGUUUCAGGCUGUGUCCGUGCUAAUUUGAUUGUCUCUGGAUGGAGAAUUACCAAGACAGACUCUGGCAUCCACAUUACAUACAUCACUCAAAUUGAUUUGGCUGGCUAUAUUCCAACAUCGUUCUUGAAGAACAUUGAGCAACAAGUACCUCUUUGCGCUGGUGCUGUCGUCAACUACAUCAAAGAACACGGCUUUGCUCCCACUACAAUUGAUUGCACUGCACGCUUUAAGACUGAGAACUUUGAGCAUGACACAAAGGAGUACUCUUGUAAUGUGGAUGGCACAGGUGACAUCAAGUGGGUUAGUUCGACCAAGAUGUAUCCUAACGAUGUCAACGUAUCCAUCAUUGGCAGCGGCGGAAAUGCUCAAUCUACUGUUGAGCUUGAUGAUAGGAAUAACCACAUCAUCACUGUUUCAGGCAUCAAUGGUCCUACCACCAUUCGAAUUACAUGCAAGUAA
Messenger RNA from Mucor velutinosus, 888 nucleotides. RefSeq lists its product as uncharacterized. NCBI's taxonomy places the organism in Eukaryota, Fungi, Mucoromycota, Mucoromycetes, Mucorales, Mucoraceae. Bases 1 to 888 code for a protein of 295 amino acids. The transcript is spliced from 2 exons. Gene Ontology annotation, molecular function: lipid binding. The record is from RefSeq and is a predicted model, not a curated record.